AUGGUCUAUAACAAGAAACGAGUCAUAUUUGUCGCCCUUAUCUUCGCUUCAGCUUGGGCAUGGAUGGCGUCUCUCUACUUCACUAUCACUUUCCAUAAUCAGAAACGCCCGUCAAAGCUACAAAAUGCGCCUACCUGGGCAAAUACUACCCCUAUAGUCAUUAUGGCCCCAGUAAAAAAUCAAACAGAAAUCAACGACACAGACGACUCAGAUAUAGACGAAACUCUCCAUCAACUGAUUAAUUUUAAAGACUUGGGAAGGAAUAAGAGAGCAGUAUUGCUAUUGAUCAUCGUUUCCACUGCACCAGCAAGAUUUAAAAGAAGACAGUUAAUAAGAAAAACCUGGUGGAAACAUUGUUCUGGCAAUCAGGCUCAGGUAGGCAGGCAAGAUAAGUUCCUUAUCGCCUGUUAUCUCACGAUUUCACGAAUACUUUACUUUCAGUUAUUCAUAGCGAAAUUUUCUACCGACGACGACGACUACAACAAGCAAAAAUCAACAGGUUUAAAUAAGUUAGCAAAACAACAACUUUGCACGUACAUCACACCUUGUUUUUGUACUUUCUUUAUUGUCGUUCAACAACCUCGACGUGAAAAACCUAAUUUGACGUUUUACACCGAGGACGUGAACAAAAGACACCGAUUCUGAACUUGCAUACAGUCCUUUUGGAAUAAACCUUCAGAAAAAUUCGCCAAAAUUUGACAAUUAAACGAGGUCCAAUAGUAGUCAACAGCAAUUAUGUUGAAAACAGCUCGAAUUCUAGUAAAGUGACGUUUUCGUUCCUUCACUCUUGUAAAUACUAAAAGCUCCUCAAUCCUCAAUGGAAGGUGUCUAAGUUUAAAUAGAGAGAAUUUAAAGUAUUCGUUAAUCUGCUUUUCCAGAAAACGUCUAGUUUCAUCAUUUCAUCAUAUUCGUUUCCUGUUUUUAUCUCACCAAUGUAUGGAAUAUUUGUGAAAAUCUUCAAGGUGAAUCGGUAUAUUUCAUAGAGCUAGCUAAGAGCUACACAACGAGCAAGAGUACUAUUGACCAACAAGUGAACUUACACGGCAGGGGUAGCUGUAGUGUCAACUAUUACUAGUAAUACUCUAGAGAACUGUUUCUUUCACAUUUCGUGUUAUUCUCGUGUAUAUCUACGCGUAAUUACUGAAAAGACAAAGAGUCAAGUUCCCCGGCCUGGGACCUCUGUUGGGCAAACAAAACACAAAAGCUAAGUUGUCGUUUACAUUAAAGAUCGAAGUUUCAGUAGGUUUACCUAAUUUUACUUUGCGUUAUUUUCCUCACUUAUAUGUGUUGUCCGUGACUGUGCCCACAUGGUAGGUGGCUCCUCCUAAAAUGUUCUGUAAUUGGUAUAGGAUUUAAUGGAGCCGAAACCAAUUGUGGAAUUGCACGCAUUUUAGGCAUCCUACUGAUGAACAGUUGCGACACGCAGAUAUAUAUUUUUUAGCAACUAAGAUAAUUUGCAGUCUGUCUACUUUGAAUAUGAUAGAACUAUUCAUUAUCUCAUCUGAAUAUUUGAUUUCGGGGCCAUAAAGUUACUGGGACUUUCGAGAAACGGGCGCAAGCAGCCUAGUCCCUAGGCGUUCUAGGUUCGGUCAAUCCUGGACUCUGCCGUGUGCUAUGACGUCACCGAGAGAGACUUGCUCGCUCUUUCCCAGACUUUGCGCGGACAACUGGGCCAGACAGAACGCCUAGGGACUAGGUUGGGGCCCAAGGGCUUUUCUCUUGGACUUUUGGAGGGUCCCAUCCCAGAUUCCACGAGAAAAGCCCUGAAGACGGCUCACACGACACCCGGGACAUUAGGGCAGUUUUGGCCUCGUGGGUAUAACUUGAAUUUUUCUUUCGUCAGGUUGAAUGUGUCUUCAUGACUGAUGGACUCAUGACAAACCGAACUCAACGUAACCUUAUUUUAAAGGAAAAGGAUAAAUACAAGGAUAUUAAGCUUCAGCCUCUUAAAGGAGGCCGUGGGCAGUUUGGAUUCCGCUUCCUUGACCAAAUCAAAUGGGCAGCGGCGAAAUUUAACUUUCAGUACCUACUUAGAAUCGAUGAUGACUACUUCUUGUGCCCAAAAAGGCUUCUUUCUGAGCUUCCAUCGAGGCCGAAACAAAAUCUAGUUUGGGGAUUUUUCCACUGUGAAGCAGGAAUCACAUGGCUGGAUGAAGCAUUUAUGAUAUUCACUAAAGAUAUCAUUCAGAAGUUCUUGGGGCAGAACGAAAGCUCGAUGUUGUGUCAUCCACAUGCGGACCAACAAGUGAUGUUGUGGCUGAGAAAAAUUCGAAAGAAAACAUACUUCCACGAUACUAGGUUACAUCAUCAGCCUCCAGCGUCACAUGUUCCUCGAUUUAGUAAAAUCAGGAGAGUUUGUGACUCCUAUUUAGGAGUGCAUGGGGCAUACGGUAAGACCAUGUAUCAUCUGGGGCUAAGAGCUAAUGACAACGCUAAAAAUGUUUCACCUAUUCCUGAAUUUGCAAGAUUUUGUAAAAACACAAAGUUUAAUUACCAUGUAUUUAAUAGCAUGUGGCGAUAUGUACCCAAGCCCUGCAAAGAUAAUCCAACGUGGAACUUGGGAGGUGAAAUGUGGUUUGGUAAGGAAGUUGGUCAAGGAAUUUAG
Messenger RNA from Porites lobata, 2605 nucleotides. The record is from the annotation of a GenBank genome assembly. Lineage: Eukaryota; Metazoa; Cnidaria; Anthozoa; Scleractinia; Poritidae.